CUUCAAACAUGACGAAAAUCUACAAGGCCCGCACAUGAUGCAAAUUUGUGCGGUGUCAAUUCUAGACGUUUCCGUUGAUAUAUGCCUCCGCCGGCUUCAGGCCAGAGACCGAGAAUCGUCAUCUUGCCGCUCGCACCGGGCGGAUCACGAUACUAGGGUUACAUACAUCUGCGAAUGGAUCACAUCAGCGGUAGUCAUGCUGCGCCAUUGACUGUUGGACAUUGAUUAUAUGGCGAGUCGACACAAGAUUUGGUCAUAAUAUCGCCAAUCACCCACUCUCAAGUCAAAAGGAUCGUUGAGUCACCUCACCUUUCGAAUCAUGCCUACACGGAUUCUUAUCGUCGGCGCUGGUGCCAUCGGCGCGUUCUAUGGCUCACGGCUGGCCACCCUGGACGAUGUCAAAGUAUCGGCUCUGUGUCGAUCCAACUACAAAGCCGUCCAGAAGCACGGGUUUCGAGUGGAAUCUCCCAAAUACGGCGCAAGCACAUUUAAGCCCGAAUUCGUCUACGGCUCGCCGGACGAAGCCCGUAAAGCCAAGAUCCAGUGGGACUAUCUCCUCGUUGCCACCAAAGCGCUCCCGGACGUCAACGAUGACAGCGCUCUACUAGAAGACCUGGUCGGACCCAAUACCAGCAUUGUCCUCAUUCAGAACGGCCUAGGAGUAGAGCAACCUUAUGCCCAGCGCUUCCCAAAUACCGCCAUUCUCAGUGCCGUGACCGUCGCCAGUGCCGCCCAGCCACAACCGGGAGUCAUUCAACACAACCGCUGGACUCGCAUUUCGAUCGGCCCUUACCUACCGCAUCUCGAUAGCGGCGGAUCCGGGCCUCGACCGGACACCGAUCAGACCUUCACGGAACGCACCACUCGGCUCGUCAGCCUCCUGCAGGAAGCCAAGGUAGCAGACGCCGAAACCUACGACCAUGCCGGCCUCCAAUUCGUCCGCUGGCACAAAGUCGCCCUCAAUGCAGCCAUGAAUCCCAGCUCGGUACUCAGCGGCGGCAGCACCAACCAGACGAUGGCACUGGACCCAGAGCUAAGUCGGCAUCUCGCCGGAGUGAUGCAGGAGGUCCUCGAUACUGCGCCGAAGAUCCUCGGACGCCCACUACCAAGCCAUCUCGCCACUCCCGAAAGAAUACUGGCAUCAACACGGAAGAACACAAGCGGGAGCCGACCUAGCAUGUGGCUCGACUGGGAGCGCGGGUCACGAAUGGAGAUCGAGGUCAUCCUGGGCAAUCCGAUCCGGAUGGCGCGCGAACAGGGGCUGGAAAUGCCGCGUCUGCAGGCCAUGUAUGCUUUGCUGAAGCAGGCGCAGAUCAUCCGCGACGAACGCCAGAAGCAGGACCGACAGCAUGAGAAUGCGAGAUCGAAGAGUAGCCCCAAACUGUGAACCUCAGAGAGCCAGACGGACCGUGAGAACGUAUCCCCUCACGAGUUCGGUAUCUACAGUAACUGUAUCCAUUUCCAUUAAUCAUGAUCGUGUGCUUUUAGUCCUCCGCUGAUCCGGAGUUCCACGCGUCU
Dissoconium aciculare CBS 342.82 is the source of this 1518-nucleotide messenger RNA. Its product is annotated as 2-dehydropantoate 2-reductase. NCBI's taxonomy places the organism in Eukaryota, Fungi, Ascomycota, Dothideomycetes, Mycosphaerellales, Dissoconiaceae. Gene Ontology annotation, biological process: pantothenate biosynthetic process. The record is from RefSeq and is a predicted model, not a curated record. Gene Ontology annotation, molecular function: 2-dehydropantoate 2-reductase activity. Bases 320 to 1387 code for a protein of 355 amino acids. The transcript has a single exon. Gene Ontology annotation, cellular component: cytoplasm.